AGAAGACAAAGAAGAAAAAAAGGAAAGAGAAAACAUCAAAGUCAAUGACCAAAGAUGGAGAGGGUGAGCUGGAACUUCUAAUGAUGGAUGAAGAAACUGACAACAGGAAACAUUUCAACCUAAAGUCAAUCAUGAAAGAAUCAAACAGAAAGAAGAAAUUAUCUGGGGAGCAAAAGCCAGAGGGAGAUUUUCAGAUAAAUGUGAUGGACGAUAGAUUUACCGCCAUUUUUGAUUCCCAUCUGUACAACAUUGAUCCAUCAGCCUCAGAAUUUAAAAAGACUAAAUCAAUGGAGGCCAUUAUUGAAGAGAAACUAAAGAGAAGGACAUCAGGAAAAACCCAAAAAACCGUCAGCGUACAAAAACGGAAAUUAGAGAGUGAUAAUAUUAUCACUGGACACUCGGGGAAAUCUGAGAAGCCAGAUUCAGACAGCAUAUCAUCUCUUAUUCACUCUGUUAAAUCUAAAACACAGACAUUUCAGAACAAGAAAAGGAAAAAAUAGAUAAUUGAAGAAUUAAAUUAUAAAAAAAACACCAUUGACAUGAUCUAGUAAUUAAUAAAACUUUUAAACAUAUUUUGUUAAUGAAUAAAUGUACAUUUUUAAAGCUUAAAAUAUUGUUCAAAAAAAAGAUUAACAUUAAACUACAUUACAGUGGAAUCAU
Messenger RNA from Saccostrea cuccullata (small rock oyster), 660 nucleotides. Its product is annotated as ESF1 homolog. Gene Ontology annotation, molecular function: RNA binding. Gene Ontology annotation, cellular component: nucleus. The record is from RefSeq and is a predicted model, not a curated record. Gene Ontology annotation, biological process: rRNA processing. Lineage: Eukaryota; Metazoa; Mollusca; Bivalvia; Ostreida; Ostreidae. The transcript has 3 exons. Bases 45 to 500 code for a protein of 151 amino acids.